Messenger RNA from Colletotrichum truncatum, 1461 nucleotides. NCBI's taxonomy places the organism in Eukaryota, Fungi, Ascomycota, Sordariomycetes, Glomerellales, Glomerellaceae. The record is from RefSeq and is a predicted model, not a curated record.
AUGACGACUGAGCACUCGUCGAAAGUGUCUUUGGACACGACGGUUAAGCUUACGGGCAGACGUGACUGGCCACAAUGGUACAGCACGCUUCAGUAUCUUGCCCGGGCGAAAGACGUCUGGAAAUACAUCAAUCCAGACGAAGAAGGUUCGAAUGAAAUUCUGAAACCGGAGGAACUCCCUACGCCUGAAGUCUUCAUUAAGAAGCGGAACUAUCAACUACAAAAGGACUAUGAGAAACGACUCAAAACCUGGACCGCACGCCAUGAAGCCCCUGAAACGAACACUCAGGACGAUACCGUCUCCCAAGUGCCGUCAGGAGAACGGCCAUCUCCUCCGGACCUAGUGACGAAGCAGACACCGGGGAUUUUCGACGAGUACGCUGCUCAGCUAAGAUACCAAGCGGCGCAACAAGGAAGCCUCACGAAACAAGAAAGAGCAUGCGAACUUAUUGACUCUUGGGUCUCCGCUACAGUUGACCAAGCGCUGUUGGUACCAGCCCGUAUGGAACUCCUCAGGACGAACGAAAUCAACCUUCGGAACUUGAUUACCGCUCUCAAACGUAAAUACGCCCCGAACGAGACGAGGAAGUCUAGCCACAAGGGCGUUCCUCAGAGCGGUGGGACAGAGAUUUGCACCGACUUGGGCGACUUCGGAGCUCACGCAGAUUAUUACACGAGAACGCUCCGGAGAGAAGAUUUACAGCCUAGGAUCUGGGUGCCCUCGCUUGGCCAAGUGAUUAUCACAAGAAACGUGACGUUUGACGAGAAUCGUUUCUACUCGCCAGACGACGUCGAUGCUGAACCCAAAACGUCAACGGCUACCCAAAUAGUGGAAGAGAUUCGGGAAACAGAGUCGUCUCUCAACCCAAUCCUCGAAGCACUAGGAGUCAUAGAUUCAGCAGAGCAGACGUUAAUCCAGGCCACUCAACCACCACCAGCCGUCUUGGAACCUAAUCAAGAAGCGACACGAGACGUCGUGCCGACGGAAGAGACGGGCCAGGAAAAGGACGAGGGGUGGUUGCUAACGCCGGACCCGACCCCGGAGCCGGAAAGCGUGCCCGACUCCGGAGGACCGACGUCUGAGACCGGGGAUUCAAGCACUACACCGUUGCUAGAACCCUCCACCGAGCGAGACACCGCUGCAGCCGUGUCGGACGCAGAAGACGUAAUAUACGUCAGGACCGAGGAGGACGAAGGGGCCUCCACGGAUAUACGAUCGGGCAACGACUUGCAACCCAGACCUAUUAUGGCCAACCAGUACGACAAAGUCGAAGAGCACGAAACCUACCUCCAGAAAACAGAGACGGAGAAGGGCACGCCGCACGAAGACGACAUGUACACGAAUUCCACACGACUUUCAUGCCUGAUCAGCAGAAAGCCGAGGAAGAAAAGGACUACGGACACAAGACUCUGCACUACAUCUUUCAGAGUUCUGUUCACCGCACGAAGCAUACUCGCCUAA